AUGAGCGCGCUGCUCCGGAAGUUGUUCGCCACGGUAGGAGGUAGUGUUGUUGGUGGUGCGCCCAUGAAAAUGGUGCUGGUAGUGCGGUCCGAUUUAGGGCUGAAGAAGGGCAAGAUAGCGUCGCAGUGUGCACACGCGGCCGUUCUGUGCUGCAUGCGGGCAGCGUCGGCGGGUGGCGAUGCUGCGGGUAGGGGCAAGAUGCUGGACGCGUGGUUGCGGCAGGGCCAGCCAAAGAUUGUGCUUAGGGUAGAUAGUUUGCAGGAGCUGCAUUUGCUGACGGAGCGGGCCGAGUCGAGCGGGGUUAUUGCGGAGAUUGUGCGGGAUGCCGGCCGGACACAGGGUCGCUUCCAAUCGGCCCAUAGUGCAGCGUUCCGCGUCUACCACCCGGCCAAUGUUACACAGUCCCUUUUACCAGCCGGUCGUGCCGGGGGUGUUGGGUUGCUUUCGCGACGUUCAAACAGUUGA
This is a messenger RNA of Anopheles merus, 465 nucleotides long. Its product is annotated as probable peptidyl-tRNA hydrolase 2. The coding region runs from base 1 to 465 and encodes 154 amino acids. The record is from RefSeq and is a predicted model, not a curated record. Lineage: Eukaryota; Metazoa; Arthropoda; Insecta; Diptera; Culicidae. Gene Ontology annotation, cellular component: cytosol; mitochondrion. The transcript has 2 exons. Gene Ontology annotation, molecular function: peptidyl-tRNA hydrolase activity.